GAGUUGAGGGCGCUUUUUCUGCGUGCGCAUUUGUGCACAGACGCCCUCUGGGAGCGCACAGACUUCUAGCGCUGUUGAGUUUUGUAGGAGCAUCUCCAGAAGGUUUAGAUUGUGUAGGCAUCCCCCGCUCUUUCUUGUCUUAUUCCCACCAUUGGACACCCCACCAGCUUCGGUCAUGGUGCAGCUCUAAACAGCAAGAGGAAGUUAGGAACGACUUUCUACAGAUUGUUGCGUUUAAUUCCCACCUAGAGAUGAUGUUCUCUUCAGCGGGGAAGCGCUGCUUCACCAUAGAGUCUCUGGUCGCUAAAGAGAGCCCCAUGCCAGCCGAGGACCCCAUCCGGCCGACAGCGUUAAGUUACUCCAACCCGACGACGGAUGCCUUAAUGAACGGUUACCAGGGGCCCCCGGCCAGGCCCCUCUACCAGAGUUCGGAGCUGGUGUUCCCGGAGUCGGUAAAUCCGUCCCUCACUGUGGCCCCGCACCAGCUCGGAGGCUCCCACCUACAGCAUCCGCACUUCUUCGGCACGCAGCACCGGGACCCCCUCAACUUCUACCCCUGGGUGUUACGGAACAGAUUUUUUGGACACAGAUUUCAAGGUAAUGAUGUGUCCCAGGACAGCCUGCUCCUUCACGGCCCUUUCGCCCGGAAACCAAAGCGCAUCCGGACGGCCUUCUCUCCGUCUCAGCUGCUCCGCCUGGAGAGAGCCUUCGAGAAGAACCACUAUGUGGUGGGAGCUGAGAGGAAGCAGCUGGCCAACAGCCUGAGUCUGAGCGAGACGCAGGUGAAAGUGUGGUUCCAGAACAGACGGACGAAGUACAAGCGUCAGAAGCUGGAGGAGGAGGGUCCGGACAGCCAGCAGAAGAAGAAGGGGAACCACCACAUCAACAGGUGGCGCAUCGCCACCAAACAGGCCAGCUCCGAGGACAUCGACGUGACCUCAGAGGACUGAAACCCCCAGACAAAGCUGCCCCCACAACACCAGAGGACCAACACUAUUUAUUAUGUAACACUAUUAUGCAUUGUUAGACUCAUUAGAGGAAGACUCAAGGAUUCCAUAUGUGAUCACGACACGUCUUCAUCAAGGUGCUCCUCUCAGUGAGUACAGACGUCCUGCUCUGUGACAUCCAUGCUAAAGAGCAGUGGACCAGGGGAGAUCCUUGCAUCAUGAUGACUGAAGAGGAAAGUCGUACCUAACGGUGGACGGGGCUUGUUUUGUUGUCUUGUUUUUUUUUGUACAUAGACCAGUAAUGAAGGUUGUUUUAACAAGAAGCUCAUAGUUUCCAUAAUUAUUUACACCUCACUCUUCAGUCUUUCCUUCAUCUGUGCACCACGUCCACCAUGUCCAUUUCAUCAGUUUAAUAAGAACUGCAGCAGCGGUGCACUGGCAUCUUUAACUCACUCAGAUGGAAGAAAACAUCUUUCAAGUUUAGCUGCGUGAAGGUUGAAGCUCUUCUGCAAAUGAAGGUUCCUCCCUGAGAGGCGGGCUGUGAGCAGCUGUGUGUGAACACAUGACACAUUGAAAGCCCAUGUCAGAACAAGUUGAGUCACAUCAUCAAAGCAGCAGUGCUAGAUGAUGUCCAUUCUUUUGCUGCGUGUAGAACAAGACAUGUAUGGAAACACAUCGAGCACUGCAUGUAACGAUAAAGGAAGUGGCUUGGAAAUAAUAAAACUGAGAGAAGUGUCCCAUAUG
Messenger RNA from Cyprinodon tularosa, 1691 nucleotides. RefSeq names its product empty spiracles homeobox 1 (gene emx1). Lineage: Eukaryota; Metazoa; Chordata; Actinopteri; Cyprinodontiformes; Cyprinodontidae. Gene Ontology annotation, molecular function: DNA-binding transcription factor activity, RNA polymerase II-specific; DNA binding. The transcript is spliced from 3 exons. Gene Ontology annotation, biological process: brain development; central nervous system development; regulation of DNA-templated transcription. The coding region runs from base 252 to 950 and encodes 232 amino acids. The record is from RefSeq and is a predicted model, not a curated record.